GUAAAGUAGAAGCACUUCAGUCAGAAUCGAGCCGUUGUAAGAAUUCCAUCGCAGCUUCUUCGCGAUUGAUUUGAACAGUUAAUCGGAGAAUCAGAUCGUUGCACGUGCAAGUAAACCAUGGAGGCAUGCUUGGCUGCUAAUUGCGCAGCUGCUACGAAUUCGCCGGCGAACGUGUUCGCAUAUCUGAUACAAACGCUUCUAGCAGCACAAUGCGGUUUAGGUAACAAAGAUGUGUAUCCACCAGACCGUUCGGAAGAGAUUGUUUUGGAUCCUGACAGAGAGUUCGAUUUCGUGAUCGUGGGUAGCGGAAGUGCUGGAUCUGUAAUGGCCAAUCGUUUGAGUGAGAUAGAAAAUUGGAAAAUACUGCUGAUCGAGGCUGGUGAGAAUCCUUCGUUUCUCAGCGAAGUGCCUGCCGGAUUUCCAACGCAAGUGCUCUCAUCGGAAGCUUACGAUCGGUUCGUCGAGCCUGAGAAACUUGCUUGUCACGGUGCAAAGAACAAGCUAUGCAGGUGGCCAAGUGGCAAAGCUGUCGGCGGCAGCUCCACGCUAAAUGCCAUGCUCUAUAUUUACGGCAACGAGGAAGAUUACAACGAAUGGUCUCGUAUGGGCAACGAAGGCUGGAGCUGGGAGGAGGUCUUACCAUAUCUCAAGAGAUCUCACAAUUGCGGUCACGGAUACAUCGAAAAAUCGAGAGGCUACUGCGGCCACAAUGGUCCACUGAACGUUAGAUCUUAUAACUACACGUAUCAACACGUGUUCGAUGCAUUCCGAAACGCUGCCCGCGAGUUGAACGUGCCCGUUCUGGAUGUCAUUAACACUGACGACUUUGUCGGAUACGGCACAGCGUUCGGGACUGUAGACGAAGGUCGCAGAAUGAGUGUCUCAAAAGCUUACUUGUCGCCGAUCAAAGACCGGAAGAACCUCUAUGUGACGAAGUCUACUCGCGCUGAUGCCGUCCUCUUGGAUGGCAAUCGGGCGGUUGGAGUGCGUGCAACUCUGAAGGAUGGAAGAACGAUCGACGUGAAAGCGUCGAAGGAGGUGAUUCUGUCAGCUGGCAGCAUUAGCACUUCCCAAAUCCUGCUGCUAUCCGGGAUCGGACCUGAGCAACAUUUACGCGAGAUUGGGAUACCUAGCGUCGUCGAUUUGCCCGUUGGCAAGAAUCUUCAGGAUCAUAUCACUUGGUACGGCUUACACUUGGCCUUCAAGAAUGAGAGUGCGGUACCACCAUCGCCCACGUUUUUGUUGGAUGAGGCUUAUAAGUAUCUGAUAUAUAAUCAAGGUUCCUUGGCAACCAGCCUCGGUCACGAUUUCAUGGGAUUCGUCAACGUGAAUGAUCCGACCUCGAAGUAUCCUAAUAUUCAGUUUCAUCAUGCUCACGUACAACAAGGGAACAUGCCUGUUGCGCGAAUCCUUAUGGAGAGCCUCAACAUGGACGAUGAAAUAAUAAACGAGAUAAUACAAAUCUUGAACGAGGCGGACAUGCUCAUGGCGUUCCCCGUCCUGCUGAAACCGAAGAGCUUAGGUGAAGUACAGCUACGUAGCAAGGAUCCGGCGGAUUCUGCUAAGAUCUACGCGAACUAUUUUUCCGAGCAAGAAGAUUUCGAUACGAUGUUGAAAUCUUUGGACUUUCUAAAGAAGAUGCUAAAUACGAAACCAAUGAAACAACGUGGAAUUUGGUUACGACAUUUGGACUUGGCUGGUUGUCGUCAUACGCAACCUGAUACCGAUGAAUAUUGGAAAUGCAAUAUGCGGCAUUUGACAUUUACGAUUUUCCAUCCUACUGGAACGGCCAAGAUGGGUCCUCAGGGCGACCCUACGGCUGUCGUGGAUCCUCGAUUGAAGGUUCACGGAGUGGAACGAUUGAGGGUCAUCGACGCGUCCAUCAUGCCGAGGGUGACCAGCGGAAAUACGAAUGCGCCUGUAAUAAUGAUCGCCGAAAAAGGCGCGGAUAUCAUUAAGGAAGAUUGGAAGGUUACAGUAUACAAGGAUGAAUUAUAGCAAGAAAAAACUGAUUUAAGAUACAAUAGUUUUUUUCAAUUUUUAAUUUUUCAAGCAAUUACAGCUAAACUUAAUAAUCUUACACUUAAUAAUCUCUUAUCAAGUUGAUGGAAUAAGUUUUUAUACUUCUAGUUCUUAUCACUUAUCUAAUAAACUAUUAACACUCUUGAUAAGAGAAAUACGAACUUCUAAAUAAUCUUAACAGAAUUAAGUUCCAAAAUAAAAUAAGCUGGAGCGAAGAUAAUGAAUCGGUCAUUUUAUAUAUAAUUUUUAUGUUAUAAAUGCAAAGUCACGCACACGAAUAGUUCACAAUGUUUUUAUUUAGAAAAUUAACAUGUAACGUGCAAUCGAAAAUUUCAAUAAAUUAGCAAUUAUAAUUAUAUGUGAAUUAUACAUCAAUAUGUAAAAAGAUAUAAGUGAUAAAAUGAAAGAUAGCCUUGUUUGGACAUCUAUAUUGUUGUUUCGCACGCUUAGUGUACUGUACGUAGUUUACUGUGCGUUUUGUAAAACUUCGACGAACCAACCAAUUUUAAACCCCUGAAUAAAAACGAGUGAAAGC
Ooceraea biroi (clonal raider ant) is the source of this 2557-nucleotide messenger RNA. Its product is annotated as glucose dehydrogenase [FAD, quinone]. Lineage: Eukaryota; Metazoa; Arthropoda; Insecta; Hymenoptera; Formicidae. Gene Ontology annotation, molecular function: oxidoreductase activity, acting on CH-OH group of donors; flavin adenine dinucleotide binding. The record is from RefSeq and is a predicted model, not a curated record.